AAGAAACCCUGAUGCAGAAGAAGGAGCUGAUGCUGGAGGUGAAGAAKCUCCGAGACCAGCUGGUGGCUUCCUCCCAGACCUGCCAGCAGCUGCAGGAGGAGAAGGAGGAGGCUCUGAGGCGGCUGGAGGCGAAGCAUCAGGAGGACCUGGUUCAACUGGAGAACAGGUUGAAGAGUUUUUACCAAACAGAGUGGGACAAGGUCCACCAGGUGUACCAGGAGGAGGCCGACAGGUGUCGCCUGUUCAUGGAGCAGCAGGUGAAAGAGCUGAGGAGCAAACAUGAAAGAGAGAAGAAGAACCAGGAAGUGAUUCACAAUCAGGAGGUGGAGUCUCUGGACCAGGGCUAYCAGAACUGCAUCCAGGAGCUGAAGAGGGUCCAGCGGAGCGACCUGGAGGAUCUGCAGAAGACCCUGAAGGAGACAGAAACGUCUCUCUCUGAGAAAAUCUGUCAGCUUUCAGCAGAAAACCAGGAACUGAGUAAGAAACUGCGAGCAGAGGAAGAGAGGAGGCAGCGAAUCCCGAGCGACAAAAACCCGAAGGACUCCCACACCCUGUACCUGGAGCAGGAGCUGGACAGCCUGAAGGUGGUCUUGGACAUGAAGAACAACCAGCUGCACCUGAAGGACAAGAAGCUGAUGGACAUGGACACUCUGGUGGAGACCAACGAGAGGCUGGAGGAGCGUCUGAAGAAGGUCCAGCAGGAGAACGAAGACUACAAGGCCCGUAUGGACAAACAUGCUGCUCUGUCCAAGCAGCUGUCCUCGGAGCAGGCCGUCCUCCAGCAGACGCUGCAGAAGGAGUCAAAGGUCAACAAGCGUCUGUCCAUGGAGAAYGAGGAGCUGCUGUGGAAGCUGCACAACGGGGACCUGCUGGCCAGCCCCCGUCGACCCUCCCCCCCUUCGGUUCGCCGCGGAGCUCCGCCUCCUUCCCCACAGCAACGCCCUUAUCUCCCAGACAACCUGCCUGACUGUCCCCGCCUCCUGAAGACAGAGGCGUGGGACUGACCUCGCUCUGUUUCUUCCUGCCUGAUCUGUUUCUGCUCUGAAGGAAACGCAAGCCCACCUCAGGGUCCUAAUGUCCUGGCUGUCAUCACGGCAACCCUUUCUGUUGUGGGACAAACUUAUCCUGAGUCGUCCUCUGUGAGACAACUGAUGGAGACAGAACCAAAAGACAGCUACCAGAGACAACUGGACUUUUAGAAAAGUUUUUUUUUUAAUUUUUUCAAAGAGUGAAGCUCAAACAGUGACUGCAGCUCUGCAGGACCAUGGACUUCCUGUCCCCCUGAGGACAGGCUGGACUGAGCUGAACUUGUCCUGAACCUUAAAUCUGGUGGACUGUCAGGUUUUUAGUCUUGCAGCUGAACCUUGGGUUAAUUUAAGCUUAAUUGUGUUUCUUGUUCCUGCUUUU
Molecule: messenger RNA, 1407 nt
Organism: Austrofundulus limnaeus
Lineage: Eukaryota; Metazoa; Chordata; Actinopteri; Cyprinodontiformes; Rivulidae
Product: microtubule-associated tumor suppressor 1 homolog A
Cellular component (GO): cytoplasm; nucleus
Molecular function (GO): microtubule binding
Source: RefSeq, a predicted model, not a curated record